GCGCCCGCAGCUGCGGCGCUAACGCACAAAGGCAGCGUUUCCAGCGAGGGGGAGAAUGGGAGCCCGGCUGCAGCAUUUCCUUCGCCGCUACAGCAGCGGACUGGAAGAAGCGGAGAGUUUUGCCCCCUGGAAAACUGGAUUCUGAAUCGUGAGAGGCUUUGAACUCCACCCCCCCCAAUAAACCAAAAAACAUAAAAACACACAAAAAAAMCCCAAACCCUUUGACUUCUUCUCUCAGCAGGAGGGGGAGGGAGGGCGGAUUUACCAUGAAGACAAAUCGAAGAUGCAGAGCCCUGCUAGCAGUGAGUCUGAAUCUGAUGGCUCUCCUCUUCUCCACGACAGCUUUUAUCACGACCCACUGGUGCGAGGGCACGCAGAGGGUCCCCAAGCCGAGCUGCGGGAAAGAGAAGAAGACGAACUGCCUCAACUACAGUGGCAAUGAGACUGCCAAUGAGACAAACCAGAACGUGGUUCACUACAGCUGGGAGACGGGAGAUGACCGCUUCCUCUUCAGGUAUUUCCACACCGGAAUCUGGUACUCCUGUGAGGAAAAUAUCAAUGCUGCCGGUGAAAAAUGUCGAAGUUUUAUCGACCUUGCCCCAGCUUCUGAAAAAGGUAAGACAAACACAGUCAAGGCUUCUUCCCUUUUCGCGCUCUCAUCUGUAUUGUCCUUGUCAUACUGCAGUGCCAGGGGAGACACCUUCAAGCACACAGAACCUGCAUGUCAUCCGGAUUACAACCGCCAGCUGAAACUAGUGCCAAGAGUUUAA
Messenger RNA from Nothoprocta perdicaria, 770 nucleotides. RefSeq names its product germ cell-specific gene 1-like protein. Gene Ontology annotation, cellular component: plasma membrane. Bases 267 to 770 code for a protein of 167 amino acids. The transcript is spliced from 2 exons. NCBI's taxonomy places the organism in Eukaryota, Metazoa, Chordata, Aves, Tinamiformes, Tinamidae. The record is from RefSeq and is a predicted model, not a curated record.